Messenger RNA from Panicum virgatum (switchgrass), 1265 nucleotides. Its product is annotated as 26S proteasome non-ATPase regulatory subunit 8 homolog A-like. Gene Ontology annotation, cellular component: proteasome regulatory particle; cytosol; nucleus. Gene Ontology annotation, biological process: proteasome-mediated ubiquitin-dependent protein catabolic process. NCBI's taxonomy places the organism in Eukaryota, Viridiplantae, Streptophyta, Magnoliopsida, Poales, Poaceae. The record is from RefSeq and is a predicted model, not a curated record. The transcript has 6 exons. The coding region runs from base 75 to 962 and encodes 295 amino acids.
CACGGGGUUCGAUUCCCCGCACCUCCAAGCUUUCGUAUUUUUUUCAUCUCCUUGGCAUCAAUUGCUUUCGCUCGAUGUUCAGAGAUCGCCUUCCGGGUAAGAAAACGUAUUCCUCGCGCGCACUGUUCAGUCCGCCUCUUCCGCGGCGCGCCUCGCAAUCCAUGGAUUCCGAGCUGGAGGAGGCGGUCUGCAAACUCGCGUGGCUCCACUUCGCGUGCGCGAGGGACGACCUCGACUCCGGCGCCGCCCUGCUCGCCGAGCUCAAGGUGCUCCUCACAAGGUUACCUAGCUUGCCACCAUUAUUUGAGAAGACGCCUAAAGCAGUAGAAGAGCUGAAAAUUGCAAGGGCUAUCUACGAGAAUGCUGUUAUCUUGAGCUUGAAAAUUAAAGACCGGGAGGCAUUUGAGAGAAGCUUGUGCCAGCUAAAAGAAUUUUACAUCAAUACAUGCGGUAUAAUUGCUCCAUCACCAGAUGAGUACCCAUUUCUGGGCCUUAAUCUUCUCAGGCUGUUGGCCGAGAACAGAAUUGCUGAAUUCCAUACUGAGCUGGAACUUCUGCCCCUGGAAGCUUUAAGUCAUCCUUGUAUCAAGUAUGCAGUGGAGCUUGAGCAAUCCUUUAUGGAAGGUGCCUAUAACCGAUUAAUCAAUGCUCACCAAGCUGUACCACAUGAGACAUAUGUUUACCUUAUGGACCUUCUUGCUGAAACUAUUCGAGAUGAAGUAGCCGAAUGCAGCGUUGAGGCUUAUGACUACUUGCCAAUCAGUGUUGCAAAGAAAAUGCUAAUGUUUACAUCAGAUCAAGAACUUCUCGAGUACAUAUCAGAGGAACAACCAGAAUGGGAAAUCAAGGAUUAUUCAGUCCAUUUUGACAUGGCAAAACCCAAAUCUCACAUGGACUUGUCAUCGUUCAAGCUGAUCAGGCAAGCUCUUAGCUAUGCGCGGGAGCUGGAGCACGUUGUGUAGCUUGCAAUGCAAAGUUGACUCCGGAUGUAGGCAGCCAAAUGCAGUUGUCUAAUGGUAAAAGUGCAAUGUUUAGUGGUUAGGCGCAUCAUAUUAAAAAAAAGGAUGCUAGGUGGAUCUUUUGUUGAUUUGUUCCAUUUUGUUGUUUGAGGCGUGAAACUACAGUAGUUUAAAAUGGCCCUGAGGAGUGGGGAGUGCUCCGUAGUUUCAGAACUUUGCGAUGUGUUCGUGUCAGUUCAACAUACUGUGACACCUACAGUAUAUUUGUCCUGUGAGCUAUGACCAUUCGCAAUUUUGAUGCCGAAA